Messenger RNA from Centropristis striata (black sea bass), 3061 nucleotides. It is a transcript of the gene unc93a, whose product is annotated as unc-93 homolog A. The record is from RefSeq and is a predicted model, not a curated record. The transcript is spliced from 8 exons. Lineage: Eukaryota; Metazoa; Chordata; Actinopteri; Perciformes; Serranidae. Bases 146 to 1540 code for a protein of 464 amino acids.
CUCACUCAUUCUGUCCUCUGACUUUAGUGCAGCUGCUGUAUGAGGACAGUAAUCCUGAAAUAAACAAACGUAUUAUUAUUAUUAUUAUUAUUUACUUAUUUGUUUUUUCUUCUGUGGAGUUUUUGCUUGUUUGUGAGCUGCAGCCAUGAUCAGCCGUAACUUCAAGAACGUGCUGGUGGUCUCCAUCGGCUUCCUGUCUCUGUUCACGGCGUACGGAGGCCUGCAGAGUUUACAGAGCAGUCUGAAUGCGGAGGAGGGGAUGGGCGUGGCGUCUCUCAGCGUCAUCUACGCCUCCAUCAUCAUCUCCUCCAUGUUCCUGCCGCCCCUCAUGAUAAAGAACCUGGGCUGUAAAUGGACCAUCGUGGCCGGCAUGGCCUGCUACGUGUCCUACUCCUUCGGAAACCUCUACCCCGGAUGGUACACCCUGAUCCCCACCUCGGUGGUCCUGGGUCUGGGUGGCUCCCCCCUCUGGUCGGCUAAGUGCACCUACCUCACCAUCUCUGGGAACGUGCAGGCGGCUCGCGACGGCAACAAAGGCUCCGACGUCAUCAACCAGUACUUCGGCAUCUUCUUCUUCAUCUUCCAGUCGUCGGCGGUGUGGGGGAACCUCAUGUCCUCGCUCAUCUUCAGACAGGACACCAACAUAGCUAUAAUCCCAGAGGAGCAGCUGAAGACUUGUGGAGCGGCAGACUGCGGCCUCGUCAUCGGCAGCAGCAGCAACACCACCAGACCGGCUGAGACGCUGGUGGUGACGCUGGUCGGCUGUUACAUCGGUGUGGGCGUGCUGGCCAUGCUCAUCGUGGCCAUAUUUCUGGACAACAUCGACCGCGAGCAGUCCAGUCAGUUCCGCGGGAACCGGGAGCCGUUCUGCCACACGUUCCUCGCCACGUUCAGGCUGCUGAAGGACUGGAGGCUGGUGACCCUCAUCCCCCUCACCAUGUACAGCGGCUUCGAGCAGAGCUUCCUCUCUGGCGAGUACACCAAGAACUACGUGACCUGUGCUUUGGGGAUCCACUUCGUCGGCUAUGUGAUGAUGUGUUUCGGAGCCGCUAACUCUCUUUGCUCCUUUCUCUUCGGGAGACUCGCUCGAUACACCGGGAGAGCUGCACUCUUUUUCUUCGCUGCUGUGACCAACUUCGCCUGCAUCAUCGCGCUCUUAUACUGGCGGCCUCAUCCCGACGACCUGCCCGUCUUCUUCGUGUUUCCGGCUCUGUGGGGGAUGGCCGACGCCAUCUGGCAAACUCAGACCAACGCUCUGUACGGCGUCCUCUUCCCGCGGGACAAAGAAGCAGCGUUCGCCAACUACCGCAUGUGGGAGUCGCUGGGCUUCGUGAUCGCCUUCGCCUACAGCACCUUCCUGUGUCUGGAGUACAAACUGUACAUCCUGCUGGCCGUGCUGGUGCUCACCGUCAUCACCUACCCCAUCGUGGAGUACCGCGAACACAAGAACCCCACGCCGCCCGUCGACGAGGGCAGCUACCUGACCAACGGGGAAAACAAGACCAUGGAUAAAAACAUCAUCUGUCAGACACAAAUGUAGAGACUCAAUUUCAUGUGUUGUUUUGUUUGUUUUGCAUCCUGCCUGCUCACUCAACUGCAAAUUAAAUGUUUAUUAUUUUGGCAAGUCCUUUUUCAUGACAGCAUGUCAGGGCCAUUGUAGAUUUAAAAAAAAAGUUUAGUUUUUCUCAAAAAUGUCUGUAAAAUCUUUUUUUUCCCCUCAUACAUUUGAAAGUAUAUUCUUGUAUUUUAUCAGAUUUUUUAAAUUAUUAUUUUAUUUUUACAAAUCCAAGAAUUAAAUCAUAGACUUAUGAGAAAAAACCCUUAAUACACUGUUCUUUAUGUAGCUAAAUAUACAGGUUAAAUACAGAUUUUGCACUAAGUAAAUGUUGAACUAUUUGUCGGAAACAAUUAACACAUAAAUUGCCUUUUUUUAGUGCUUUUUAUUUUAUUUUAUCUGAAUGUAUAUGUACAUGGUGUUGUAGCCUGCGGCUCUCCUGUGUGGAGUUUGUAUGCAAAAAUCCUGAGUUAAAGUUAGAAAUUUUUCAUAUAUUUUGACUUAUGCAAGAAAUAAAAUAUCUCGUUUACGUUGAACACAGACAAGAUAAAUUACGUACUCAUGAAAAGUUUAAAAUGUGGUUUACGCUUCCUCCUCGCCUCAUGGUCGGACGUUUUUACUAAAAAAGGGGCGUGGCUCUACUACCACGCUUUUUAAAUGAAGUGGACGGCUGUGAUUGGCUGACAGACAUCCAAUCAAAUGAGUUUGUGCACUUUAGUGGCGUCACAUGACAGAAACAAUAGAUCGAGACAACCUAGAAAAGUAAUGGGCAUUGAAAUAAAUAAUGGAUGUCAACUGUCUCAAAAUUUCGGUAAUAGUAAUUCAUAAUAAUAAUAAAAAUAUUUUUUAUAUAAUUCAUACUGUAAAAAAAUUAUAUUGAAUUUACAUUUUUUUCUGGAGUUUUGUUUUUUUAAUUUAUUGUAUGUAUAAUGAUAACUGUAUAAUACCUUGUUUUUUGGAACAAGUUAUUGUGUUGAAAUAAAUUAUUAAAAUGAUUAAAAACAUUUUAAGUAAAACUGUUUCAAAUGAUCAAAUUCUGAUUGUUUACAUUAGGAUCUGGACUCAGAUUCUGUGUGUUCCUCUUCUGUAAUCCUGUUUUUGCAUUAAACAACAUAAACGACAGCAUCAUCUGCAAACUUGUUCAGAUAAAAAAAAUAUAAAUAUAUAUAUAUAAAAUUUCAGGGUAAUAAAGAACCAACAGGGACAACAUGCUGCAUUUCAAAUGGUGCUUUUAUUGCAAUGUGUUGCAUUCCCACAUUCAUAGAUGUUAUAGAUUUGUUAGUCAAAGCAUCAUUUCCUCAAGGUUGGCAUCCUCACCUUGGAAAAAAAAAAAAAAAAGCAGAGGGAUCAAAUACACGAGGUGUUUGUGUUUUGAGUGUAGUAGAGAAGUGUGUGUGUGUAAACUUGAGCAGCCACGAACAUAUGAAUGAACAAACCUCCAAAAUUUAGACUUCCAGUAGAUGCAAAUAAAAGAGUUUUUUUAAAACAAAAAGAAAACAAAGAAGA